Sesamum indicum (sesame) is the source of this 1216-nucleotide messenger RNA. It is a transcript of the gene DHAR3, whose product is annotated as dehydroascorbate reductase 1. Lineage: Eukaryota; Viridiplantae; Streptophyta; Magnoliopsida; Lamiales; Pedaliaceae. Gene Ontology annotation, molecular function: glutathione dehydrogenase (ascorbate) activity. Gene Ontology annotation, biological process: protein glutathionylation; cellular oxidant detoxification; ascorbate glutathione cycle. The record is from RefSeq and is a predicted model, not a curated record.
UUUCAGAAGAGGAAGAUAGAGUUUUCGAGCAAGUCCUUGCCACAGCCACACAUACGUCACUCUACGCUCUUCUUGACGUUUCAAUUCAUAACAAAAACUGAAAAGUGAAGGAUAAAAAGGAAACAAGAAUUCCAGAACAUGUCGACUGCGAAAAUCACACCACCGGCAGCCGCACUCUCUACUACCAUUAAACACCUUGCUUUACGCCCUCGUCCCACCCGGAGGUAUUUCACCACCAGGAUAACCGUGCCCGGAUUCGGUAAACGGCCUAAAAACGGGCUGGGCAUGGCAAUGUGCUCGAAAGCAUCGGACCCGCUUGAGGUCUGCGCCAAGGAGUCCCUCACUACUCCCAACAAGCUUGGCGACUGUCCCUUCACGCAAAGAGUUUUGCUUACAUUGGAGGAAAAGCACCUUCCAUAUGACUUGAAGUUGGUUGAUUUGAAGAACAAACCUGAAUGGUUCUUGAGCAUAAGUCCAGAGGGUAAAGUUCCCUUGAUAAAGCUUGACGAGAAGUGGAUUCCGGAUUCUGAUGUUAUAACGCAGGCGCUGGAAGAAAAAUUCCCUGAUCCACCACUUGCAACGCCACCGGAGAAAGCUUCAGUUGGUUCGAAGAUUUUUUCCACAUUUAUUGGGUUUCUUAAAAGCAAAGACUCCAAUGACGGAACAGAGCAGGCAUUACUCAAUGAGCUGACUGCUUUCAACGAUUAUCUUCAAGAAAAUGGGCCAUUUAUCAAUGGGAAAGUGAUAUCUGCAGCAGAUUUGUCCCUUGCACCUAAGCUCUACCAUCUAGAAAUCGCUCUGGGACACUAUAAGAACUGGUCUAUCCCAGAUUCACUAACCUAUGUGAAGUCAUAUAUGGAGACUAUAUUCUCCAUGGAUUCUUUCAUCAAGACACGAGCUCUGCGGGAAGAUGUGAUUGAGGGUUGGCGGUCGAAAGUGGAAGGUUGAGGCAUCACUACAGUCAUCAGCAGUCAGCACUUUUUGGCGGCUUCUGGUUGUAUCCCAACAUACAUGUUGGACAGGUUGUUCACUGUUACAUAACAUCGUACUCUCUGAGUUCAAGUUGAAACAUGUCUAGUUUCCACCUUGUGGUGUAGGAAUUUUGAUGUUUGCAAAACUUAAAUGAAAUUAGUGUAUUAAUGUACAAAAAUAUGACAUGAAAAUAUUUUUGGUAAAUUUCAAAUGAGUUUGAGGGUGUGCAACCCUUUCAGCAGUA